Psammomys obesus (fat sand rat) is the source of this 579-nucleotide messenger RNA. It is a transcript of the gene Crybb1, whose product is annotated as crystallin beta B1. Gene Ontology annotation, molecular function: structural constituent of eye lens. The transcript has 4 exons. NCBI's taxonomy places the organism in Eukaryota, Metazoa, Chordata, Mammalia, Rodentia, Muridae. The annotation marks the transcript as partial. The record is from RefSeq and is a predicted model, not a curated record. Gene Ontology annotation, biological process: visual perception; lens development in camera-type eye.
CUGGUUGUCUUCGAGCAGGAAAACUUCCAGGGCCGUCGGUUGGAAUUCUCAGGGGAGUGCCUGAACCUGGGGGACCGUGGCUUCGACAGAGUGCGCAGCCUGAUCGUCGUCUCAGGACCCUGGGUAGCCUUUGAGCAAUCCGCCUUCCGUGGGGAGAUGUUUGUCCUGGAGAAGGGUGAAUACCCACGCUGGGACACCUGGACCAGCAGUUACCGAAGUGACCGGCUCAUGUCCUUCCGGCCCAUCAGGAUGGAUUCCCAGGAGCAUAAGAUCUGCCUGUUUGAAGGGGCCAACUUCAAGGGCAACACCAUGGAGAUCCAAGAGGACGACGUGCCCAGCCUCUGGGUAUAUGGCUUCUGUGACCGUGUGGGCAGCGUGGCCGUCACAGGUGGCACGUGGGUCGGCUACCAGUACCCAGGCUACCGAGGCUACCAGUAUCUGCUAGAGCCUGGUGACUUCCGACACUGGAAUGAAUGGGGUGCCUUCCAGCCGCAGAUGCAGGCUGUGCGGCGCCUGAGGGACCGCCAGUGGCACCAAGAGGGCUGCUUCCCGGUGCUGGCCACCGAACCCCCCAAGUGA